UUUCUCUUUUCACUCUCUCUCUCUCUCCCUCUCUCUCUCUCUCUCUCUCUCUCCCUCCUGUAUGUAUGUAUUAUUAGAUUGACCUAAAUUGUGGAUUGUGGGUCUGUUUUUUUCUGUUCAAAAACAUGGAAAUUUUUAUGCCGUCUCUUUCUCUCCCACACGCACACAAUCGCACGCCCAAUCAUCAAUCCCUGCAAUAAAAGAAGGGCCGGGGCUGAACAAAUUUCUGAUUUUCAUGGGGUCCAAACCCGGUAACGUUUUCUUAUGGAUAUGGCUCUGUUUCUUUCCAGCCCUAGAUAUAGAUCUAUUUUCCCGCCAAAAUUCUGUAUUCCAUCUUAAUCCGUACCAAUUUCAUGUAUUUCUCGUCAAAAUCGAUUCUUGUGUUUGAAUUUUGAAGUGAUUUUCUAUUGCCCUCUGUGGUUUUGGGUUUUGUUUUUUGUUGGAAAGAAAAACAACCAGCGGAUUGCUUUUUAGGGUUUGAAUUCAGAAUCCAUGGCAGGGUGGUCGUGGGUAGCUGGUGAGUCCGCUUUAGAUUGCGCCGAAACCCCGAAAGAGGACCGGACGGACGACUCCUCGGCCGAUCUCGAACUACCUCCGAAAGCUCCAAAACGGUUCGUUUUAGACGUGCCCGAUAAGCUACGAUGCUGGUUCGAUCAGUUCCUUGGGGUUUUUCUGAAAGAGAUCUCUGCCCAAGACUUGCUCCGGCCUUUGCCUCCGAUGAUCGGUAAUGGGCAACGGGUGGAUUUGCUCAAGCUGUUUUGGAUUGUGAGAAGGCGAGGUGGGUUUCGUGGUCUUUCGGAAACCGGGGUUUGGGACUCGGUGGCUGAAGAGUGUGACUUGGGUUUGCGUCUUGGCUGGGCUGUGAAAUUGGUUUAUGUUAAGUACUUGUAUUUGCUAGAGAGGGUUAUAGAAAAGAAGGAUUUUGAAUGGAGUUUGGCAAGUAGUGACAUUGAUUUGGGUGAGCAUUUGAUGGCCUUGCAGGACGAGUUUACAGAGUUCUUCUCAGAUAUGCCUGAUCGAAAGUUGAAAGACGGGGGUUACCCGAAUGUCGAAUUGUCAUCUAAGAGUUUUAAGGACAGUAAUGAGGUGGGAAGUGCGGUAGCAAAUUCAGAUAGGCUCAAGAAAAGUGGUGUCAGUGACGAGUUUCUGGAUUUGGAUACAAGGAAUGUGGCGAAUGUUUUGAAUGCUGGAAAAUUUGGCAAUGGUAAUGUGCUUUUGUCAGGUGGUGGCAUGUCAUGUUUGGUUGUGGAUUUAACGAAUAGCAUGGAGGAUGUUGACAAGUUGCGUGACAAUGAUGAGGUAAAAAGUGAGAUGGGGGAAUCAGGUGGAGGGACGAAAAAUGAUGACGUUGAUGAAGAUGUCAUGAUUUUGGAUCCCUCUGCUGUUGAAGAAGUGAACUCUUUCCGUAAAAGGAAGCGAGAGUUGGGUGGGAGCGAGGCGGGGGAAUUGCUUAGAGGGAAGAAAAAUGACAGCAGCGAUGAACAUGUAACGUUUUUGGAUGCCUCAACAGUUGAAGACGCGAGUCCUUUUUGUGAAAAAGAGCAAGAGUCAUUGUGUAGAAUGUUGAAUUGGGUUAGAAUGAUUGCAAAGGAUCCUUGUGAUCCUUCAGUUGGUUCAUUACCAGAGAGGUCAAGGUGGAAGUCUUUCGGGAAGGAGGAGAACUGGGUGCAGGUUUUGCAGGCUCGAGAAGCUAUAUUUCUGAAGAGGCAUACUGAUUCAGGUCCUGAACAGUCUAACUGGCAGAAGAAUCAGAGGAUGCAUCCAAGCAUGUACGAUGAUAGUUUUGGCUCCGCUUACAAUCUUAGAGAGAGGCUAAGGUUGGAGAAGAAGCUUCUUUCAGGAGGGAGAACGUCACAAUCAGGAGCCUGUUCAGAGUCAUCCUCGGCCAGUGACUUGGACAAAAAUAGUCCUGGCAUGGCAGGGAUGGAGGAUCAGUUGCGAGGAACUAGUGAUUAUUCUCCAAGCCAUAUUCUUCUGGGGUCAAAUUAUCAAGCUCAGUUGCCAGAAUGGACUGGUAAGGCUUCUGAAAGUGAAUCAAAGUGGUUGGGGUCCAGGAUUUGGCCAUUGGAAAAACCAGAGCACAGAUAUCUCAUUGAGAGAGAUCCUAUUGGAAAGGGAAGACAAGAGUCUUGUGGAUGUCAAGUGCCAGGUUCUAUAGAAUGCGUCAGAUUUCACAUUUCCGAGAAACGGCUAAGAGUUAAGCGAGAAUUGGGGGCAGCUUUCUACCACUGGCAAUUCAAUCAGAUGGGCGAGGAAGUUGGACUCACUUGGACAGAAGCAGAAGGAAAGAAGUUCGAGGCCAUAGUAAAGUCAAAUCCUUCAUCUCUUGGAUUGCAUUUUUGGGAUGAGAUAUAUAAGUCUUUUACUAAGAAGAGCAGGAGACAAUUGGUUAGCUACUAUUUCAAUGUCUUUCUCUUGCAGCGUAGAGGAUACCAGAACAGGUUUACUCCAAACAACAUUGAUAGUGAUGAUGAAGAUUUAGAGUCGGAAUCAAUGACUAACGGUUUUGGGAAUGAAGAACACAUGUCAUCAAAAUCAAUAUUAAAAUCCCCACAUAAGCCACAUGCAAAACACAGAUAGCUAUUGGAAGGGCACUUUUUGGGGAGAUUGUGAAGCCUGGUAUGUCUGGGGAAUGUUUCCUUAAUGUGCCAGGAAAGAGGCAUCAGGGCCUUUGAAAUAUAAAAUUAUGAGGUAUAAAGAUAUCCAUUUCCAGAAGUGAUUUUGAAGCUUUUUAAUGACGAACUCGGGCUUGGAAGCGCAGCUGUGGCAAUUCAGAGCAGCAAUGAUGCUCUCUAAGUCUUGUUCGUUUACUCCACCUUCUGAGAUGCAGGUUUUUCAUUUUUUUUAUGGACGUUUCUUUUAGGUUUUUGACAGCAAAAGCUGAUUGAAAAAGAAGCCUUUGGGAAUGAAUACAGGGAACAGCGAAAAUGGUUAGAUGUAGUCUUGUAGAUCCUAAACAGUGGUCUCAGUCACAGAACUUGUAAUUGCAAUUGCGGUGGUCUAUGAAAUUGGUUAAUUGAAUGGAUUUUGCUCUCA
Messenger RNA from Pyrus x bretschneideri (Chinese white pear), 3036 nucleotides. RefSeq names its product AT-rich interactive domain-containing protein 1-like. The coding region runs from base 493 to 2580 and encodes 695 amino acids. NCBI's taxonomy places the organism in Eukaryota, Viridiplantae, Streptophyta, Magnoliopsida, Rosales, Rosaceae. The record is from RefSeq and is a predicted model, not a curated record. Gene Ontology annotation, molecular function: DNA binding. The transcript has 2 exons.